Bacillus rossius redtenbacheri is the source of this 7215-nucleotide messenger RNA. RefSeq names its product protein phosphatase methylesterase 1. NCBI's taxonomy places the organism in Eukaryota, Metazoa, Arthropoda, Insecta, Phasmatodea, Bacillidae. The transcript has 9 exons. The record is from RefSeq and is a predicted model, not a curated record. Bases 80 to 1327 code for a protein of 415 amino acids. Gene Ontology annotation, molecular function: protein methylesterase activity. Gene Ontology annotation, biological process: protein demethylation.
UCUUGAAAACCAUCAUGGUUGAACACUGGAUUGUGUUGUUGUUCGCAUAUACAUAUGGAAGUUGACCGGGGUAAGAUUAAUGCUAACAUUGUUCAAAAACAUUUCUCAUUUAUAUUUAUAUAGUUUAUUCCAUCUCUGUGUUAGGAAAAUCAGAGGAAAACGGACGGUUUUUCGAGUUCCCGAAAUGUCAGCAUUGGAGAAAACAUUGUUUAAAGGAAAACUUCCUCCAACUGGAUUACUGUCAAGUGCUCGCCGUGGCCCAGGAGGCAGGAGACGGGACGCAACCCCCUCGUCGUGGCAUCGCUACUUUGAGGAGUCCCGGGACGUGACCGUCAACGACACGGACAGGUUCCGUGUCUACACAGUUGGCCGUGACGGGCCUGUGCUGUUGCUGCUACACGGCGGGGGAUUCUCCGCGCUCACCUGGGCCCUCUUCUCGGCAUCGGUCACAAGCAUGGUGGAGUGCCGCAUCGUGGCAGUGGACCUGAGAGGCCACGGAGACACUGUGACCAGCGAUGACACGGACUUGUCUGCUGAGACCAUGGCCAGGGACGUAGGAGCUGUCGUGGAAGCUUUGUACACCACAGACCCACCCCCAAUCGUGCUGAUUGGACACAGCAUGGGAGGAGCCAUAGCGGUUCACACGGCGAGUCGGGGACUGGUGCCGUCGCUAGUCGGCCUGGCCGUGAUCGACGUGGUCGAAGGCACGGCCGUGGACUCACUAGCCAGCAUGCAGAGCUUCCUGCGUGGCCGCCCCACGCACUUUCGCUCCCUGGAACACGCCAUCGAGUGGUGCUUAAAGAGCAACCAAGUCCGAAACUUGGAAUCUGCAAAGGUUUCGGUACCAGGACAAUUGAAAAACGUUGAGACGGGCAAGCCGGCAACGGGCGACGUGGAUGGCUACGAGCCGAGCCAGGAUCAGCCGUGCGCGACCUUGGAAGACGCCAUCGUGGAGGAGGACAGCAGCUUCAAGGCUCCGCCCCCUCUCUCCCAGUCGGACAACUUGGUGGCUCGCAAGUACACUUGGAGAAUAGAUCUGGGGCGGACAGAGCCGUACUGGCCCGGCUGGUUCCGAGGCCUGUCGUCGCGGUUCCUCGGCUGCUGCGUGCCCAAGAUGCUGCUGCUGGCGGGCGUGGACCGGCUGGACCGCGACCUCACCGUCGGCCAGAUGCAAGGAAAGUUUCAGAUGCAAGUGUUGCCGCAGUGUGGCCAUGCUGUUCAUGAGGAUGUCCCUGACAAAGUGGCGGAAGUUGUUGCUACGUUCCUCGUGAGGCACAAAUUUGCUGAAGCAGCAGCCUCUUUUAAUAGAACAUUGCCAGCAUGUUAACAAGUGCCGUGAAUGGCUGCCGUGCAUGUGAACAGUACCAAGCCCGGAGCAGAUGUCUUCACUCUGCAUGCUGCAGGAACUUCCUUGCAGUUCCGUGACGUGACCAGCACUCCUGGACCAACAACUCUCUUUGUGUCUCCAUGUGACCUCCACUAACGUCUUUGUUUCAUUCUAACCAUAGGCUUGGUAUUGAGUAGGGUUUACAGUUCCCCUGAGUCCAAGUGUGGUGUGUGUGUCGACUGCCUUGACAACCACAAUAUUGAAAAUACCAUAUUCUGGAUGACCGCGACUCUAGUCACCAUCUUGAAUCCUCCAGUUUGAGUCCUUAAAUUAAAUUAUAAAUCUUUUUAAAAUUAAAACUGUUGGUUGGCAAGGAAACACAUGAAGUAAAUUGGUGAUAAUAAUAUAGCCGAUUCGGUCUUGCCUGAAAAUGUCUUUUGAUUGGAUCAUGUAGAAGACAUGCAGAAUACGUUUCAUCAGGCUAAAUUUCUUUAAUGUGUUUGUUUUAAAUCAUCUAUUUUUAACUUUAUUGUGUAUUUCCUGCUCAGCAGUUAAGCUAGGCAAACAUUACAGAGUGCAAACAUGCUGCCAUCUAGUAAUUGGGAAAGCUUGUCUUGACUGAACAAAAGCAAAUGUCUAAAUACUAUGUUGUUUUUUUUUUUGUAUUUACCUCUAGCUAUGUGUAUAUUAUGAAAAAAAACUUGGAUAAGUUCUUUAUACCUUUAACAUUUAAUUUAUUACCUCCUCAAUGUACAGGAAUAGGGUACAACUUUAUCAUUAUUUUACAUUGAUAAUCAUUCAUGGAGCUUGAAAAAGUGUCUCAAAUAUUAACUUUUUCAUCUCUGCCUUUGAUGCUGUUUAGACUUAGCUUUUGCCUCCAAUAUGAUGCAUUGAUCAUUUUCUUUUAAAGCAAAUAAUUUCUACACUAAAAUGUAACAUUAAUAUAUAAAAUAUAUAAAACAUGAAACAUUAACAAGAAGCCCAACUCCUGUUUGGGUGAACACUAUCACAUUACCUCGAGGUACAGUGUUGACAUGAGCCGUUCAGGACCCCUUCGACUGUUGCCACCUGAACUAGUCCUGUGCCCUCCAUGAAUGUGACCAAGUCACAUCUAAAACAUUUCACUGUGUUCUCUUCUCUGCCAAAACACCCUCUUCCGAGUUUCUCAUAACUAUUUCAGCCAUUUGAGGAACCACUGAAUCACAAGUCUAUUACUAUGGAAGAAUGUUCAGCACAAUAGGCGUUACCCUGUACCACGCUUGAUGCUGAAAAACUACGUGGAACAUUUUCUUUCUCCUAACUCUAUCAUCAUUCUUCUUUGAUUUUGAUAAGUUUCUUUGGUCUAAAUGUAUGAAUAUUUGCUGAGCCAUUCUUCAUACUUUGAGAUCAUUUAUAUCCAGUUGUUGGUCCACUGCACCCGUUAGCUCAUUUGUAAAAGCUGCUAAUAAUCUCUGUUCUGCUUUCUGUAGUAAUAUUUCCUGUUUUGUUGGAUCAUUUUAGUUCUUUUCUCACAAAUUUUUCUACACUUAUCAGCAAAUGUUUGUACAUUUUCUCCAUGCCUCUAGUUAGCAUUUUUCAGCAUGAAACAAUGAAACUGUAGUGGCUAACAUUCUUUGAAAUCUUCAGUUAAUUCUUUCAUGAAAAUUUCAUGAUUUUUAGAUGUGGACAAGUUGCUACAAAUGUGGCCAUGAUACUCUUUGAUUUCAUCUUGGCUAACUUGACUUUAUUCUUGUGGUCAAUCUCCCAAACUGCAAUCCAACAACCUUCUAGCUGCGACUGAAAAUUCAAGGAUCUUUCAGUGACAGCUUCGUGCUCUAAAUGAAAUCACUCUAACUUGCAACACUUUUACUCUGCUAGUUUCUAGAGGGAACACGAGUAUUGUUAUCGUUUGUACUCCUUUACUCAGCUUGUUUCACACAGUGUGCAUGUACACACUAUGAUUUGAAUGGUUCAGACUGUUCAAAAUAUUUAAAUCUUAGUUUUCAAUUUCAUAUUCAGGAUACACACAAUCUUUAUGAAUGAAACAUUUUAUAAUUAGGAUCAUAAUAUCCAUGAAAACACAAUCUGCUGAAGGAUUAUAUCUAUAAACUUUAUACUCAGGUAGUGAAAAUUAGCAUUUUGGUUGCGCUUUAAAAGUUAUCUCAAGACCUCAUGCUGUUUUAAGUGUGUUCCUUUUUCUCAUGGAAUGGUUCAUCUUGUUUUAAGAAUUAUAAGUACCUUAAGUUUAUCUUUAAUAUUUAUUAUUAUAACUAACUUUUUCAUCUUAAACACAUGUAAUGUAUUAUUUAUUUAAUUAUAUGUUGUAAUCACUCCCAUUUUCGCAACAGUUUAAGUAUGUUAGUGUUGAUGAUUUAAUAUGGCAUUGUCUUCCUAUAUUACUUUCUGGUGAUAAUUUUAGCAUUUCUCUCUUACUCUCUCUCACACAUACACACACAUCAUAUACACAUACACACACAUUCACACCAAGAAACACACACACACAAAAUCACUUCUUAUGGACUGCUGCGUAAUUUUGCACCACUUGCUUCCAGACUGAUACAUAAAAUCUAGUGAUGGAAAAUUUUGGUCUAGUUUGAUAAUAGGGAAAAUCUGAUUAUGCAGGUAAAAAUAGAAAGAUUUAAAAAAAAAUCCUAUAACUCCUUGAAAAAUAUUUCAUUUGUAUGAAUUUAUUAUACUUACAAUUUCUAUAAAAAAAUUGUCUACAAUGUUUAUAAUACCGAUCAUUAACUCGAUGGUUUGAACAAAUAUAGGUUGAAGGACAAAAAGUCUUAACUGGUGUAAUUAUUGUCUUCAUUUCAUGGCAAGUUUCACAUUGGAAUUUCCAUGUAGAAUUCCCAAAGUGAAUUUUUUAAUGGUACUCUGUUACUGUAAUUUGUUUAUUAAAAUUGGAAACAUUUACACAUCUAUUUUCGAGCAGACUUUCUUCUAGUCAUACGGUUAUUGUCAUGUUUGAAAGAAAUAACAGGGAUGUCAAUUUCACAUCCUUCAUAAUUAUUUUCCAACAAACUGAUAGCCAUCUCAUGAUCAGCGACUGGGAGUGAUCCUUUUCCGGAGCUACACUUUUCUUUGUGACCUGACUGAAGAUAUUUGCAAUUAUUAUAUCAACUAGGAUAAUCAUUAACAGGUGAAUGGAACACAAUAAUUUUAUUUUCUUAAGACCUCAGUUUUAUAGUGAUUUGCAACCACUCAUCUUGUCAAGGUAUGGUAAGUUCAAUAGCUGCUAGUGAUGGGUCGAUUCCACCGAUUCCACUGGAAUCGUGGGAUUCAGAAUACAAUGGUUUUGGAAUCGACCAUGACCGAUUCCUGCAUUGUUUUUAAGUUUGCAAAAUACAUAAUCUACGCAACGUAAGAAAAUAUUAAAAUGCAUACAAAUAUAAUUUUUAAAACUACAUAAUACAAUCUUUUUUUACGGAACUGAUUUACUUAUUACGGUGAUUAACGUAUUUAUUUACUUGCACCGCCAUUUUCCCUACUGUACAAAUGCAGUAUCUACUUUCCCACUUUAAGCGAAAGCAUUUUUAGGAAAUUACGUUGCAGCAGCACUGCAUUUAAUAGCAAACCUUCAAAAAUAAUUAGACAAAACCAUAAAUGUUUAAAGAAAAUUAUGUAAAUGUAAACGGCAAAUAAUGUAAACGUUAACUAUUUGAUCAUGGCAGCUACAUUUGCCAUUGUAAACAACCUAAUUUUUUUUGUGCUACCUGCCAUGGUAAACCAUACGGCCAUGAACAAAAUCUUUGGUGACGUGAACGUGAACAUCUCUACACAUUAAACUUUAAAGAAUUAAAAUGAAAUAAUUUUUGAAUGAAAUUUUACCCAAAUUCACAGUGGAUUAUUGCAACCAUAUUAAAAUAAGUUUAAAAGCAACAUAACCAAAUUGCUUUAAAUCGGCGUUCUUGUGCGUGUUCAGCGAUGCUCGUUUUACGUUAGAUAUAUUUUGGAAAGGCAGUUGGCAAGUCUGAAUUUCCAAACAUUGCUGCGGAAACGUUCGUAAAUUUUUAUUACCAAACGGCAAACAUAAACAAUCUUGUGAAAGAAGUUGUGUUAGUUUAACAGAAUUGUUUCCGAUAAAUUUCUGAAAUGAAUUAAAUGUUAACACGCGAUUAUUUGAAGAGUUUAAAUAUUUUGUGUAAGAAAAUCUCACCAUAAAAUGUGAAAAUUUUGAGAUGCUAAAAAUUGCACAGAACUUUCUUAAUCAAGAACCGAAAAUUUAUUUUCUCUUUACGAUUGUGAGGAACUGCAAGACUGGAUGGAUUUAUUAUUUUAACCAAGUGAGAUAAUUAAGUUCUAGGUAAUAUAUUAAAACGUAAGCAUCUCUGACAUUUUAUUUUAGUGUGGUGCAUAUUUGUUUGUCAUUUCCAUCAUAAUGAGAUAAUAAAGUUUUAUUUUUACAUUUCCCUUUUUUAUUUUUUCUCGCUAUGGUCCCUUGAAAUAUGUAUAAACGAGGUUAUAUUGACAUUUUAUUUGGAUCAUUAUUUAGUUGUGCUUGAAAAUAAAAUUCUUAACCUAACCGUACAAACCCUCUUUUUUUUACAAUUAAUUAAUUGAGUUGAUAAUGUAAGGUAUCUAAAGUUUGUUAAGUUAUAACAUUAUUUACAAUUUAAGUCAUUAGACAUCUUUGAUUAUUGGCAGUGUUUGAACACGUGUUUCGUCUAACUAUAUGCAAGGUUAAAAGGCCAAAUUGUGCUAGAAAUACAAGGUAGCGUAACUUGAUGGUAAUGAACAUACUUUUUAACAUUAUAUAAGCUGUAUAUAAUGUUAAUUUCUGCACAGAAAAUGAAACACAACAUAAUUACAUUUUUAAAAUCAUAAACAACCUUUUUUUUCUUAGUAUAUUACUCUGUUGAACAUUGUCAGAUAAAAAUUAAGGAAUCGGAAUCGGAUUCGAAGAAUCGACCCUUUAAUUUAAGAAUCGAAAAUGGAAUCGGAAUCAGUAUAUUUUAGGAAUCGGCCCAACACUAAUAGCUGCAGAUAUUGGUUUAUUGUGAUUUAUGUUUACAAAUGCUAAUAUAUUUUCAAAAUAAUAGGUUCAGGCUAAAAUACAUACUGUUGUUCAAAUGCUUCCAUUGUCAAAUUGUCUUUUAUUUAUUUCACAAUGAGUUGUUAAAAAAUACUGAAUUUGCUGCACUGCUGCUACAGUCAUAUUUUAUUACGCUAUUACCAUAAAAAUUUCUGAUGAUUAUUCUCAUUAUUUGUUUGUCCUUUUUUGUUGGUAUGCUAUCAAUGAAAAGUGUCAAAAGAACUAAAAUUAGUGUGUUCCAUCUGGACUUACGGAAGUAACAUAGGGCCUAUUAAUUAAUUUGUUAAGGAGAAGCAGAUUUUUUUCCCCCUCCGCUUACUGUCGACAAGUAGUUGCCAAAAAUUCAGUAAGAUCCUGCAGAAAAGCUGACAGAACAAUGAUUUGGAGUUGUAUCUGUAACAAUCAAUUUUUUAAUGGUUGGAUAACAAAAAGAAAAUGCAAAUUCUUUCUUCAUCAAAAAUAUUUGAUUACUUUACGAAAAAAAUUAAUUUAUAAAUUGUAGUUUGAGUAAUGCUUUAUAUGGUUUCAAGAGUUUAUCUUCUGCAACAAACUGAAGCACUAUCAUCAAGCAUUGAUCUAAAUUAUAUAACAACUUAACUGCAUAAAAUGUUUGUAUUCUGCAUUGUAAACCAUGAUAUAUAUUUUUAAAAGAAUGAAAGAAGAAAUAAAAAUAAAUGAUAAAUUAAGUAGAUAAAAAAAAUUUUAAAUAGCCUUCUAUUUUUUGAACUUUUAUUUUCUUUUGUAAGUGUAUAACAAAAUAUAAUGUUUCAAGAUAUUAAUUUAAUAGUUGAAAACGUGAUUUUGUUGUAUCUGAAAUAUAUUAUUUGUGUUUUGUAAAUAAUUAAAUAAAGGUUUACAUUUGUUUAGAAUA